AAUCAGCAGUUGCGUUGUUGUUGUGUUUAUUUUAAUUUUUCUUUGCACACAUUCAUUUUUCAUACAAUAACUAUUUUGAUAUUGAUAUAACGAAAUAAAUAUUAAAUAAUAAAAUUAAAUAAACUAUUCAUAUAUCUUAGACAUUGUGCUGUUAUCAUUAACUUGCUAUUGCUGCGUAGAGAGAGAGAAACCACGCAAACGUCAGCUUAAAAACAAAAACUCAGGGAGUAGAAAUAAUAAUAUUCCAAAAACGCAAAAGAGAGUACAAUAUAUUAAAAUAAAAACUGUAAAAUAAUUUUAUAUUAUAGAAAAUUAUUUGAAAACUUUCGAAUUAUUUAUGGGUUCAGUUAUUUCUCAGCUACCGAAACAAACAGUUGUCGUCAAUAUGUCUUCACCUCAGGCACAAUUCGUACAAAAUGCUAUUAAAGACAAUAAAGUUGUAAUAUUCUCCAAAACCUAUUGUCCCUAUUGCACCAUGGCCAAGGAGCAAUUUAAAAAAUUAGCCGUCGACUUUCAUGUUAUUGAGCUGGACAAACGUAAUGAUGGCAAUGAAAUCCAGUCUAUUUUGGGCGAAAUAACUGGAGGCAGUACGGUUCCACGUUGUUUUAUAGAUGGCAAAUUCGUUGGUGGUGGUACUGAUGUUAAGAAAAUGUAUGAACAGGGUACUUUACAAAAGUACUUUGUCUAAAUAGAGAUACAAUGAAAUCCUAUUAAAUUUUUUUUGUGCUUAUAAACGUUAUUUAUAAAUUUGUUAACAAUUAAAACAAUUUUGUUGUAAAAAAUA
Lucilia cuprina (Australian sheep blowfly) is the source of this 784-nucleotide messenger RNA. RefSeq names its product glutaredoxin-like. The transcript has 4 exons. The coding region runs from base 338 to 688 and encodes 116 amino acids. Lineage: Eukaryota; Metazoa; Arthropoda; Insecta; Diptera; Calliphoridae. The record is from RefSeq and is a predicted model, not a curated record. Gene Ontology annotation, molecular function: glutathione disulfide oxidoreductase activity. Gene Ontology annotation, cellular component: cytoplasm. Gene Ontology annotation, biological process: cellular response to oxidative stress.